Molecule: messenger RNA, 2932 nt
Organism: Aptenodytes forsteri (emperor penguin)
Lineage: Eukaryota; Metazoa; Chordata; Aves; Sphenisciformes; Spheniscidae
Gene: SIRAL2
Product: family with sequence similarity 118 member A
Exons: 9
Coding region: 169-1263 (364 amino acids)
Source: RefSeq, a predicted model, not a curated record
AAAUACGAAAUUAGAAUUUGUUCUGAUGACCCCUCCUUGCGUUUGGAGUAAAGACCCAGCUCCCAUUCAGCGCUUUCGGGUAUAUCUGGAUUGUAGUGGGGUCCGGUUUCCAGGCUGCCGUGAGGAAAGGGUGUUGAAAAGCAACCGCGCACGCCUUUGGGCUCAGAGAUGGAUUCAUCAGAACAAUCAACAGUUAGAAGUGAGCAGAAAUCCAGAAAAUUCUUAAAAAGUCUAAUAAGAAAGCAGCCUCGGGACCUUCUUCUUGUAAUUGGAACUGGGGUAAGUGCUGCAGUAGCACCAGGAAUCCCAGCGCUGUGCUCCUGGAGAAGCUGCAUUGAGGCUGUAAUUGAAGCAGCUGAACAGCUGGAGGUGCUUCAUCCGGGAGAUGUUGCUGAAUUUCGUAAAAAAGUAAUCAAAGAUAGAGACCUGCUUGUGGUUGCACACGAUCUCAUCAGGAAAAUGUCACCACGUACUGGGGAUACGAAGCCCAACUUCUUCCAGGAUUGCUUAAUGGAGGUGUUCGAUAAUUUAGAACAACACAUUCAGAAUCCCGUUGUUCUGCAAUCAAUCCUGAGACUGAUGGAGAGAGGCACAAUGGUUCUGACUACAAACUAUGAUAAUUUACUUGAAAUAUUUGGUCAGCAACAGGGUAAACCUAUGGAAUCUUUAGACUUGAAAGAUAAGGAUAAGGUUCUUCAGUGGGCAAGAGGUCAUAUAAAAUAUGGAGUUCUUCAUAUUCACGGCUUAUAUACAGAUCCCUGUGGAAUGGUGCUAGAUCCCUCGGGAUAUAAAGAUGUUACUCAAGAUCCUGAAGUCAUGGAGGUUCUUCAAAAUUUGUAUCGAACCAAGUCUUUUUUGUUUUUGGGCUGCGGAGAGACUCUGCGUGAUCAGAUAUUCCAAGCUCUUUUUCUUUAUACUGUAAAGAAUAAAGUGGAUUUAGAACAUUAUAUGUUGGUGCUUAAAGAAAAUGAAGACCACUUUUUUAAGCUCCAGGCAGAUAUGCUGCUGCACGGAAUAAAAGUAGUGUCCUACGGGGACUGCUUUAAACAAUUCCCAGAGUACGUACAAGAUCUGACUGCUCAAAUCUGCAAGCAGAGAAGCCCAGAUGCUGAUCGAGUGGACAGCACAACACUGUUGGGAACUUCAUGUGUGGACUGUGCUAAAAGGAAGUUAGGAGAAACCAGCACUGACUCUCCUAAGAGAAUCAAGCAGUCAGACAAUGGUGCUGUUACUUCUCCUGCCACUGAAUUGUCUCAGCACUAAACUGACAUAAUUACCAGUCCAGUUGCUAACACUGGUAAUCUUAUGAAGUGUUCUAGUCAGCUGCUUCUCACCUCAGUGUCUGCAGGAGAGCAUGUUCAGGAGCAUUCUUUGUUCUUAUUCUGGCACAUUCAUACCUGGCAGUCCUGGAGGGUUGCUGCAGUCAGGUUUCUCUGCUUAUGUUCCCUGUGGGUUUGAUGUUACACCUUCAGAGAUCACAUCACACUAUAAUGAGCUUUUACAGGGAGUGGAAGUGAUGGGCCUGUCAGAUGACCUUUCUGUCUGAAUUGUGGUAUGUCAACUCUUUACUCCCAUGUCACAGAAACAAUUUCUGCUUGUUCUCUAGUAUGUAUGUGUGCACAAUGAAAAGCUUAAAAGCUUCUUUCUAGACUAAUAAUUACUGAGAUGGGUAGAGUGUUUGUGGUGUGGAAGUCUUUGUCCCUGUUCUGAAGUAGGUAAAGAUCUCACGACAUUUUGCCUAGAAAAGCAAUCAUCUUAAACAAUGCAUGCACACUGACUCUUGUCUUCUACCCCAGAAGAAAACACCCAGUUGUCUUUCAUGAUUGACAGUCUGGAAACCAUACUUGGGUUUUAGUAUGUGAUAUAAUUGCUAAGGACCUCAAGCAUCAGUUCUCAGGGUUUCAGCUGUGUUUUUUAAAAGGUAAAAAUCAAAAGCAAAACCAGCCUGAAUAUAUAGACCAUACGCAUCCUCUCCCUUUUGAGACACUGUAUUUAUACAUACAUCACUUUUGAAAAUUAAGUCUUCUAGCACUGCAUAUAGCACUCUCUGUAAGACUCCAACCUCUAAAAUUUGCUUCUCUAGUCAACAUGAAUUGGCUGUUUUCAAAAGUGAUCAGCCAUGCUAUUUUGGAUGCUGAUGGAUCAGCUUAGAACACUUAAAUUGUUGCUUCAAGCUACAGCAAAAUUAAUCAGAUGAGCUGAGCCAUUUAUGACCCUGAUUACUGCAAUUAUUUAAGCCCAACCCUAAAGUCACGUAACUCCUUAUCUCGUGCCUGAAGUCAGAUCCACAUUAGGAAAUCACACCCCCUCCCUUUGGUAAGGAUCAACUUACACCUAGCACUGGUGAUGAUUCUUCAGUUUUGUAGAGCUGAACUGCAACUUACUUACUUACACACCAGCCUCCCCUGACUCAAGUGCCAUUUAUUUGUAUCCUGAAAAGCAGAUGGGUAAGUAGGGGGUUAUUUUAAUUCCUAACAUACACAGUAAGAAGGUAGAAAUGCCUAGUUUUGGUGUGUCCUCCCCCCCCCACCCCCUGCAAUCCAAUAAUAUAUUUGUCAUCUUAGGGAUGGGAUUGCCUUGCAGCUACCUCAGGGUUUAAAAUACAGUCAAAAGGGUCAGAACCUGAAGCUUGUCUGUUCCAUUUAUCUGUUAAGUGAAAGAGUAACUUGUUUAAGGCCCUGUUCAAAUUAUUACCCAAGUACUGUGAAAGAACUAACCAUACAAAUUGGCACGUUAAAUGAUGUUUGCCAAUUCUACCAUAGAUGGCGGCUCUUCUACUUAAUUCAUAGUUGUUUUUUUUUUAAAUGGCAGUAAGAUAUUUACUGAAAACAAACUUGUUGACCAUUUAUUGUCCUGUUUUGUUCAAGCUGUGUAAUGAAUGUGAUAGGACAUCUCUGAUGAUGGCAUACAACCUUUUAAUAAAGUAUUUAAA